AUGUCUUCAUAUCCUGAUGGAGUGGAUUUCAAUCCUACAAAUCCAACUGUCAAACAUUCUUUGGUUCCCAUUUUUGUUUCUGCUGCAUUUGUCAUCAUCGUACUUUUAUUUUUAACAGUUUAUUUUUAUUGCAAGUCUAAGCAUAAUAACAACAAUAAUCCUCCUCCUCCCAAUAUGGAAUUGGAACUCCAAGGAAUUGGGACACCGGUGGCGGCAGCGGCACCUGUAGGGGUGCCACCAGAAGUGCGAAAAGGAAUUCCUUGGAUUACAUACAGUGAGGAUUUCGAAACACCGCACGGCGAGAAAAUUUGCGCCUUGUGCCAAGACGACUUCGAGCAUGGGGAUCAAAUUUCUAUAUUUCCGAGAUGCUCUCAUGUCUUGCACGCUGAGUGCAUGGACAAAUAUUUGAACCAUUCGGAAACUCUUUGCCUCUACUGUCGUCUGGCCAUCUGUAUCCCCACUCCUCCUGUGGAAGAAAGCGUGGGAACAAGCACUUCUGCUGCUGCUGCUGCUGCUGCUGCUGCUACAGAUGAGGAAGACGCAUCCAUAAAUAUUUCUGUAUCUAUACAUCCAUAA
Ziziphus jujuba (common jujube) is the source of this 576-nucleotide messenger RNA. RefSeq names its product RING-H2 finger protein ATL79-like. Gene Ontology annotation, biological process: protein ubiquitination. The transcript has a single exon. Lineage: Eukaryota; Viridiplantae; Streptophyta; Magnoliopsida; Rosales; Rhamnaceae. Gene Ontology annotation, molecular function: transferase activity. The record is from RefSeq and is a predicted model, not a curated record. The coding region runs from base 1 to 576 and encodes 191 amino acids.